UGCGGCACAUGUGAAAUUCACUUUUUGGCUCGGCGUCUUCGUUUCUUUUUCUUUGUUUUAAAUUGCCUGCGGCUUAAAGACUCUCUGAUUUGAACUAACUUUUGUGUGCUGAAAACAACAGAGCCGAGCCAAAUGGAGGAUAAUACGGAGAACGACGAUGGAAAGCGCGUGACGCGGGCUCGCACACGCCGCUUGUCCGUUUUGGAUACGGACAGCCGUCCCAGUACUCCCCAGUUGGAUACGGCCGCAGAGCGCGGUACCGCCUCGCCACGUGCCACACGCCGCACUCGCUUGAACUCGUCCACCUUGGAUGUGCGCACUCCGACGAGGACCCGACGCGCCUCCUUGGCCCGCGGCGAGACUCCCGAGCCCAUUACGCCCUCCUCCGUGAAGCGGACGGCUCGCACGCCGGCCAAGAACACCAGAUCGGUGCGCCAACAGCUCACGCUCACCGAGGAGCCGGAGGAGGUGGAGGUCAAGCCCAGUCCCAGUGCCAGUCCCGUGCCAAAAGGUGCCAAACUGGAGCGGAAGCCAAGUGCCAGCCCAAGUCCCGUGGCCAGACGCCCGGCCACGCCCACACAGAACAGCGAUGAGAAGCGCGUGACUCGCUCCAUGUCCCAAACACCGCCAAUGGUCACUCGCUCCUCCAGCAACACGCCACAAGAAGUGGAGCCUGCCAAGUCGAAGAUCCUCACCAGAAACACGCCCAAGGUGGCAGUCAGGGUGGAGAAACUGCCCAUGGAUAAGGCUUCGGCGAAGAAGGCGGAGGUGGCCAAGCAAUUGAUUCUGCCGGAGAAGGUAAAGGAAAAGGAAUCCGCUGAGGAGUCGAAAAAAUCUGAGGUUCCCGAGAAAACAGACGUUAGUCCUGCCAAGGAUAAACAAUCCUUCUUGAAGACAUUUAAUACGCUUGCCCAAAUCGAGGCUUCAAGCAAAGCUUUUAGCGCAGAUUCUUCGGAAACCGAAAAUUCCAAGAAGGUUGAAGAGGAAAAAGUCGGAACUCCGCAGAAAGUUCUGCCUGUUGAGUUUCCUAAAGAUGUCAAGAAAAUCGAAACUCCACAAAAGGUUGAGCCUAUUGAGUCUCAUGAAGUAGUAGAGUCUAAAAAUGUAGAGAUAGAAAUUCCGCAAAAGAUAACAUCUGUGGAUUCUCCUGCUAGGAUUGCAAAGAAAAUCGAAACUCCUCAAAAGGUUGAACCUGUUGAGUCUCCUACAGUAGUAGAUGAACCCAAGUCUAUCGAUGCAGCCCCCAAAAAUGUAAAAAUAGAAACUCCGCAAAAGAUAACUUCUGUAGAGGCAAAGAAAAUCGACACUCCUCAAAAGGUUGAACCCAUUGAGGUACCCAAAACUGAGAAGGAAGCUGAAACUACAAUGGAAAAGAAACCCGAAACUCUGCAGAAGGUUGCGUCUAUUGACUUGAUAGACACAAGCUCCGAAAAAGACGAGUCCAUGGAGGAUCAAGAGUUUUUGGACGCAGAAGAAUCGCACAUUGAGACUGAACCAAUGAUGGAAAAAGAGGAACGGGAGAUAAUCAAUCUAGACAACGAUGAGCUCGAAGUUUCACUGGAGACUCCCAAGGCGGAUGAAAAAGCCAGCGACGAAGUAGAAGCCAUGGAAGUAGAUGAGCCAGACAGAGUAGAUAUAACAGAGGUCAUUCGUCUACCGAACCUAACUCCCGGCAUCAGAUCUCGUUUUGUGGGCUCCCCUGCGGGCGAGCAAAAGAAAUCGGUGGGCUUCAACAACGACACCGAUGAUUUGGAGGUCGAAAAGACACGCUUUCCAAAGACUCCCGGACGUGAGAAGGUGCCAGUUUACCGCACAUUAACUCCCAAGCCGGAGACUCCCUUAAAACCAGCCCUUCAAAAGGGUCGAAAUAGUUCCACGCCCAUAUUGAAGGACAGCAAGGCGGAAAUGCAGCCAGCUCCGCCCCAAAUUGAUGCCAUUAAGUCAUUCGAUGAGCUGGAAUCAAAGAAUGCCAAGGAUGAGGCGGUGCAGGCGGCCAAAAAGUCUGACAACAAAAUCCUGGCUCGCCUAGAAAGCUCCGACGAAGUGGAGGAUAAAGAAGACGAGGAGGAGAACGAGGAAGAGGAACCACAUCCCGAAUUUGUGAACCUGGAAGCCGAAGAUGCUGGGGAGGAUUACGAGUCUGGGGACUCGUUGGACAGUUCGAUGCGCCGCGAGAUGGAGGAGAAUGAAAUUCCACAUGACGGGGAGUCGGUUGGAAGUAAGGACACUGAGGAGUCGACCCCAGAAGAAUCUGAGGGCGACGACUCGUUUAUUGUCUCGGACAACGAUGUCGAUGAGGAGGAGGAGGUGGGCCAACUUUGCUACUUUUCCGACGAGGACGAAAUCGAAGAGGUUUCUACUGAAAAACCCGAGAAGUCCAGCAGCAAGCGUCGUCGCAUUAUGGUCCCAAGUUCCAGUGAUAGUGAGCAUCUUGAAGAAACACACGAGGAGGGGUCAAACAAGAGCAAAUCGGAGAAGCCAAAGAACCAGAGCAACUGCUCCUCCGAUGCCAGCAAACUGAGCGAGGCGGCCCAACUGAUGAAUGCCAGCGAGGAGAAGUCCUUGGUCUCGGAAACCGAGCUCGAGAGAUCCCGCCAAGUGGCGCUCAACGAACUGAACAAGUCGGAGAGAUUCAACAAGACAGAGACGCGCCUGGACGUCACCGUCAUGGAGGUGGACUCCUCGGAUCACGACGACGACGUCGUGGAGGAGUCGCAGAAGCCCAGGGCCAGAAGCGUGUACGAGGUCGAGGAUUCCGAUGAAGUGGAGGAGCUCUUGGAUUCCGAUGGCGACUCUGCUAUUCCAAAACCAACCUCAUUCCAGGCCCAAAAAUCCCUCAAAUCGGCCGACGAAGAGGCACUUCUCGCCGAAUUGGCCUCUAGUGAUCUGCGCCACCUGUCCACCAUGUUCAAUCCGCUCCAGAAGUCCCGUCGCCAGUCCUUGUACGUGGCCAGUGCCGAGCUGCCGGCGAAGGAACCAAAGCUGCGACGCCGCAGUGAUCGUGCCAACCUGGCCAGCGACUUCUGCCCCUCGCAAUCCUUUGUGGAGAUGGUGGCCGAAAAGAAGAGACAGAAGAACAAGCGCAAACGGCUGUCGAAGAGCUUGUCGGGCGCUCCCGAGGAUCUGGAGGAAAUGGAGAUCCGACACGAGCGCAAGCGCCUAAAGAGUUCGCAUGGUGACUCCACGGAGUCAUUGGAGGAGCAGGACCACGAGUCGGCCGCUGUUGUCGAGGAACUUGCAAGCGAGGUGGAAAAUUCGGAGGGAGAAGUUCCAGAUCAAAUCAUUGCCAAUUCCUCUUCUCCAAAAACUCGUGUGGAGGAAUCUCCCGAAAAGGCAGAAGGCCUUAAAGAAAAGUCCUCGGAGCAGCCCUCAACUUCCCACGACCCGCCUCCAGCCGAAGAGGUGACAAAAGCGCUUGAAAUUACUAAGGCGGCUGAGAAAUUGCCGGUCAAGAAGGAAAAAAAUGCUGAAUUUUACCUAGCCUACUGUCAGGACCUCCUGGAGGCAGCCAACCAGGCCAAGUUGAAGGAGAAGAAGGAGCAACUGGCCACGGGAGCCAAGCAGAAGAAGCCAAAGCGACUGGCUGCUCAAGCGGCUCCCAAACCCUUGGUCACCACUAGCUCCAAACCGGAAGCAGCGAAGGCGAAGCCAUCUGAGCAGCCACCGCCGCUCAAGAAGGAUAUCAAGCGCCUGCAGGCAGCACGCCAGGCUGUGAACCAUGCCAUGAACUUCCUCGCUCCAACAAAAGCCACAGAUGGAGAGCCCCGCACACUCUCACGCAAGCUGUCGCCACAGCCGCCAGUGGCGGAAAAAAAGGCGGCCAAGCAGACGAAGAAGCAGGCGAAGAAACAAAAGACGCCGGAGAUAUCGCCGGUAAAGAGUUCCGAUGAGGAGAACCACGGCCAUGGGGUCAAUCGCAUCCGCACAAAUGCCGGCUACGUGACGGUGGUCAAUGAGCGCGUCCAGAAGAUCCCCAAGAUCGAGCUGAUCAAGACCAGUUCGGGUCUGGUGCGCGUGGAGCCCUGCACGCCCAAGCAGAAGUACUUCCGCGAGCUGCCGCCCACACCGAAGCUGCACGGUUUCCGCGAGGAGCCAGGACCCUCGGGGAUGUCCAGGAAGCGAUCCAAGCAAGAACACAAUCCCGCCAAGCAGUCGGCGCUGCGCUUCAAGGAGCAAAUCUUUGCUCGCAAGUCUUAGGAUAUUACAGGAUAAUAGAGGUCGAAUCUAGUAUUAGCGGUUGGAAAUGUCAAGUGUACCCGAUGCAUACUUCAGUUUUUUGUUUAUUUUCUUUACUUUUUUCCCCCAAAUUGAAUUUGAUGUACCUAUUAUUUGUUCUUUUAAAUAUUUGUUAUGAAUUCAUUUUCAUCUUGCCACUUAUUACACUUUUAGCUCCAGUGCACAUCACAAUUAUCACAUGCAUACCUCUGAAAUAAAUUUUUGUUUGUUGAAUAUUAAACUAUUUGUUGUCGGAAACAUUAAAGAAAUACGCAGCAUUUGCUCGCACAGUGGUUGAUCCAAUCAAUUUCAUAAAGCGCUGAAAAGUUUUUUUUUAAAUAAUAAUUGGCUGUAUAUUAGAUGGUAAAA
Drosophila takahashii is the source of this 4584-nucleotide messenger RNA. RefSeq names its product protein slender lobes. Lineage: Eukaryota; Metazoa; Arthropoda; Insecta; Diptera; Drosophilidae. The record is from RefSeq and is a predicted model, not a curated record.